Messenger RNA from Monascus purpureus, 2082 nucleotides. The record is from the annotation of a GenBank genome assembly. Lineage: Eukaryota; Fungi; Ascomycota; Eurotiomycetes; Eurotiales; Aspergillaceae.
GCUUAACAUCCAUUGCUGGGAGAUCUCUUCGAGUGCGCUUUCUCGAUGGUCUGGGUUUGUCUUUGCAGCACAAGCAGUUGCACGGCUGCCCAGGACAUCUCUCUCAGCCAUAUAACGCUUCCUGAGGAAAAGCAUUCGAGUCGCAGUCCAACUAGCAGCUGCACUUCGGAAUAAUAAACUCGCAGACAUAUUAAUAUGAUAGCAUACUGCGCUUAGCCUGUUCUGGGAACCGAGGCCUUUUGCGCGCCUCGCCGGUUUCCUCCGCACUGACUGCACUUGUUAACUUCUUCAACUGAUCAGUACUGACAGAUCUAUACCCCCUUCUGCUCCCAUGCCAGAUCCGCCACCUUACUACCUGUUGCGUCCCGAUGGAACACCCCUGAGUGACCCUGUUAUUGGCAAGGGUAGCUCUGGGGUGGUAGUGCAACGAGACGGGACUGCAGUCAAACUGCCGCUUAGAUACUGUAUCCUCGAGGGCGGCGAAACAGAGAGAGAAGCCCUAGAGCAUAGUUCCUACAAGUCACAGGAGUCUAUUAAACAAGAGAAAAAUGUGUUCGAACGGCUGGGACAAUGCGACGGCGUGGUCCAAUAUCUCGACAUUUCUGGUCCCGGAAUCCAAAUGAAGUUGAUGGAGAAUGGCAGCCUUCCCAAUUACCUACGGAGAAACACACCAACUACUUCGCUUUUGCUAUCUUGGGCCAGAGAAAUGCUUCGUGGACUGAUCCUCAUCCAUGAGCGCCGUGUCAUUGUGGCGGACAUUACGGCUCGAAACUUCCUCCUAACCGGUGAUCUUUCAGUCAAGUUCACGGGCUUUUCUGAAUCGGCUAUUUUGCCUCUCGACACUGAUAUGAAUACUGCUGUUGCCGGCAAUGGGUAUUCUAUUCGUACAGAUAUCGGUCUGCUUGGUGCUGUUAUAUAUGAGGUGAUAACUGGCAGACGCUCUCGUUUUGACCUCUUUAAAUACCAGACUUCUGAGCCUGCCACUGUUGCUCUUCCCCCAAGGGAACGGCUCCCUAGCACGAAAAAUAUUUUGCUUGGUGAAUUCAUUGAUAAAUGCUGGACCAAUGGUUCUUUUGAAGACGAAUUUGCUCUCUUAUCGUCACUGGACUCAGCCAUCCUGAGACAUUCAUUGGAGGCGGACAAAGACAUUUACUCGCGCCUAGGAUCUCACAGAACUGUAGCAGCCAGCGCGGUGUUGCCAUGCUUAUCCCUUGAUACAGUUAUUCUGCAGCAAAAGAAACCUGACUGGGCCCAGCGAUUAACUUGGAUCAGAGAGGCGGCGAACGCAGUCGCCUAUGCGCACUCAAAGAACGUCAUCCUUGCCAAUGUUUCUGCAUCAAACUUUGCUGUUGAUAGCAAUGGAUCGCUGAGAUUGUACAACUUUAGCGAUGCCCGCACUGUAUCCGAGAAUGGAAAUUUGCACAAGUAUGACGAGAACGGAAUUUCAGUCAAGAAUGAUGUGGUCUGCUACGGAUCGUUGGUAUAUUAUAUCGUCACAGAACGACGGCCUGAAUUUUCUAUAAGCAAACGGGGCGAUCUUUUUGGACCAGCAAUGAAGAAGCGGCUGCAGCAAGAUCUGUUAUUUUCUAGUUGGCUCCAGGACAGUACGACCCCUCCUGAAGCAGACCAAGUUAUCUGUGAUGUGAUUUGGAACUGUUGGACAAGGGGCAAGUACAGGGCUAUGGACAGCGUAUGUCGUGCUAUGUCUCGCUUCGACAGGCUGCAUCUGAUUAUGGAUUCUAUCAGCGUUCGGUUGCCAUGUCUAAUACGCCAGUAUCCCUUAGUUUUUGCCUUUGCAAUUUUCGGUUCUCUUGCGUUUGCUACAACCUGGCUACGACCAGACUCCCCGAGACGUAUGCUGUGUAGGAUACCCCUUUCUGAUCUGACGAGUUCAUUGAGGCGUGGCUGGUUUUGACAUAUUUGUUACUGAGGAUCAAGCAGCCUCUCAAAUAACUGUUCGUGUACUGCGACUUGACCAUCCCUAAUACAUUAUCAGAGACUGGUUUUUGCUAGUCGAUCCCUCCCUCAAUCCAAUCCAGGACAUUGUCAAUAUCUAGGGUAAUUAGUAGUAAGGUUCAAGGA